Trametes versicolor FP-101664 SS1 is the source of this 2093-nucleotide messenger RNA. Its product is annotated as DEAD-domain-containing protein. Lineage: Eukaryota; Fungi; Basidiomycota; Agaricomycetes; Polyporales; Polyporaceae. The transcript is spliced from 8 exons. Gene Ontology annotation, cellular component: nucleolus. The record is from RefSeq and is a predicted model, not a curated record. Bases 1 to 2049 code for a protein of 682 amino acids. Gene Ontology annotation, molecular function: nucleic acid binding; ATP binding.
AUGUCUGCUUCGACGGCCUUUGCGGGCAAGUGGGCUAGUCUUCCAGUAGAACUCACGCCAUGGAUUCUAGACGUUAUUCACUCUAUGGGACACACUCAAAUGACGCCUGUGCAAGCGUCCACUAUCCCACUUUUUAUGAAGCACAAGGACGUCGUCGUUGAGGCCGUCACCGGGUCCGGAAAGACACUCGCCUUCGUCAUACCUAUCCUAGAGAAGUUGAUCCGGAGGGAGCAUAAGCUAGCGAAAAACGAAAUCGGUGCUCUGAUUAUCAGCCCGACCAGAGAGCUGGCCACGCAGAUACACUCCAUUUUCUCUCUCUUUCUAUCAUCCCAGCCGUCCCGAUAUGCGGCCUCCCCAUCCCCGGACGAGGCCUCAGGCUCGAAUGUCCAGCUCGAGCCGGAAUAUCCCUCUCCGCUCUUGAUGAUAUCUUCCGACUCUCCGCCUGCGGAGGAUGUUCAGCGCUUUCUCUCCACCGGUGCGGACAUCGUCAUCGGUACACCGGGUCGGGUGGAGGAGUUCCUCCUCGGAAAGGGCAAAAAUGUCGUGAGCGUCAAGGAGUUGGAGGUCUUGGUUUUGGACGAGGCGGAUCGUUUACUCGACCUUGGGUUCCAAGCGGCACUGUCCCGGAUAUUGACCCACCUUCCUAAGCAACGCCGGACCGGUCUCUUCAGCGCAACUAUGACAGAUGCCGACGCUCUGUCAGAACUCGUCCGCGUCGGGUUGCGCAACCCUGCACGCAUCGUCGUUAAGGUUCAGUCAAAGAAGCUAAAAGGCAAAACCAUCGCGGCCGAUGGAACUACUAAGGUGGAAAGAGAGGUCAUUGAGGAACGUCGAAUACCUGCCAACCUUCAGAAUUAUUACAUGACUUGUCAAGCCUCCGAGAAACUCGUACAGUUGACUCGAAUUUUACGACACGAAGUAGAACAUCAGAAAUCUGCGCGGUUCAUUGUUUACUUUGCGACUUGCGCAUGCGUGGACUACUUCUACCGAGUCCUGACUCCCUUGAUGCCCUCCAAUACCACGCUCUUCUCUCUGCACGGUCACCUCCCACCUGCCGCCAGAACACGGACUCUCGCCAACUUCGCCACCUCCGCUGCACUCCCAUCGGCCCCAUCCAUUCUCCUUGCGACCGACGUCGCCGCGCGUGGCCUCGACCUUCCCAACGUCGACGUCGUCAUCCAAUUCGAUCCGCCAGCCGACCCGAAGGCGUUUUCGCAUCGCUGCGGGCGAACAGCCCGUGCAGGUCGCAGCGGUACGGCAUGGGUUUUGUUCGUCGGCCGUGAGGUCGACUAUGUCGAGUUCAUGUCCGUACGCAAGAUCCCCAUGAAGGAGCGGCGGCCGUUCAGGCAGGACGGCUCGGUACGGUCAGAUGAUGAUAUGGAUGCGGAGGACCCGGAGGUGCAGACCGCGAUGCAGACCAUCCGAGAAAAGCUCCUCACCGAUCGCGCGCUCAGUGACAAGGCUGUGAAGGCAUUCGUGUCAUUUGCUCGAGCAUAUUCGAAGCACGAGGCUUCGUAUAUCUUUCGGCUGAAGGACCUGGACAUGGUUGGACUUGCGAAGAGUUUUGGGUUGCUGCGAUUACCGCGCAUGCCUGAAUUGAAAAAGCUUUCACGGGACGGCUGGCAAGAUGCCGACGUGGACUGGAACACCUUCGCAUAUGUCGACAAGGCACAGGAAACCAAGCGACUCGCGGAAGCGGCAGCUAAGGCCGCGCCGACUCCGGAGGACAUCGAGAGACGCAAAGCGGCAAACGCUGAAAAGCAGAAGCUGAACUCGGCUUGGAGCGACAAGAUGAAACAGAGGGAAGAGCGGGACAAGCGGAAGGAGAAGAAGGACCGGAAGAAGAAAUGGCUCAAGACGCAGGAGGCUGCUGCGGAUGCGGCUGCUGCAGAGCAGGGGAGCAAGCGCGGGCUGGAAGACGUGAGCGGGGAGAGUGGAGGCGAGGGCGACGACUGGGCGGAGCUGGCGCGGGAGGAGCGGCUGGCGAAGCGGGUGAAGAAGGGGCACCUGAGCCAGAGCAAGUUCGAUGCUGAGUUUGCGGACCUGUAGAAGUAACAGUAUCCCACCUUCAUGUAUCCUUUGCAUAUUUUUGC